Pocillopora verrucosa is the source of this 1086-nucleotide messenger RNA. Lineage: Eukaryota; Metazoa; Cnidaria; Anthozoa; Scleractinia; Pocilloporidae. The record is from RefSeq and is a predicted model, not a curated record.
AGUCGUUGUAGCAGUCAAAUCACAUUUCUUACUCGCAGAGUGUAAAGCAAGCAUCAAGAAAGCAAGAUGGAAGAUAACAAGACUAAGAAGACAUCAAAGAGGGUUCACCCUUAUGCCAAGAAAGAGACUUUGAAGAAUAAGAAAGAAUGGGCUAAGAACAAGUUGAAAGGUAGUCUCGUUAUAGAUGCACUGCCUAUGAAGAACCCAGACUUUGUUGCUAAAGAUGUGAAACUACCCAAGUUCGAGGUGGAUUAUAUGAAACCAGAAGUCAAGUCAUCUAAGCAAACAUCUCCUCUGAAAGAGUUGAACCAGCUGGUGGAAAGUGUUCAUAAUGACCCAUCAACCCUGGAGAAGACUGAAGUAUUGGAAGAAGGAGAAAUCGUACCUGGCGUAGAAGGUACAGGUACGUUUCAUUAUUCUUCUCUGGAAGAAUUGUUGGACAGUGUGGAAGUCAGUUAUCCAUGUCCCAUCCACCAGACUAUGAUGGAGGAAUUAAAAUCUAAAAAAGAAGAUUGUGACGAUGUAUUCCUCCGUUGCUCGUCCGCCCGUUGCCCAGUAUUUUGUAAUCUCAGUGAUUACAACCGUUAUUACUAUGAAUGUCAAAGACAGGGUCACCCCUGGUUCACCCUGGACAGAAUCGACAAGAUGGUGUGCGAAUGUGGAAUGACUCCCACAUUGUCUUUGACUCAAUCAGAAACAAAUUAUGGCAAAAUGUAUUUGCGAUGCAGUCGACAUAACUGUGAUCUUUUUACCUGGUGGCGAUUUAAACCCAACAAGAGGUCAGUGCAAAUUCUUACGGAUGGAUGUGAAUGAUUCAUUUCAGGACUAGAUGUCAAGAUGACAUUUGCUGAUUUAUUAGAAGCCCUUUUUCCUUUACUUCAAAGAAAAUGGGAUAAGUACAGACCAUCUUGAAAUCGCACGGUUGAUGGGUAGAAACACAAAGCUAGAUACAUUGUCUAUGGACGAUCAUGUUGAAAUCGCUUGGUUGAUCGGUAUGCCUAAGUUUAGAAAAUUAGCUAGACGCUUAGGAUUGUCGGAUAAAGACUUAGAAUGUAUUAGUCAUCAUGUACAGUUUUUAGAAGAUAA